Messenger RNA from Punctularia strigosozonata HHB-11173 SS5, 1296 nucleotides. RefSeq lists its product as uncharacterized. Bases 1 to 1296 code for a protein of 431 amino acids. NCBI's taxonomy places the organism in Eukaryota, Fungi, Basidiomycota, Agaricomycetes, Corticiales, Punctulariaceae. Gene Ontology annotation, molecular function: protein binding; 6-phosphogluconolactonase activity. The transcript has 7 exons. The record is from RefSeq and is a predicted model, not a curated record.
AUGAUGUUCUCCAAGUCUUUCGCUUCCCUUGUUAUCCUUGUCUCUGCUGCUUGCGUUUCUGCGGCUCCCGCCAGCCGGGGCGGUGACCGGGGACACGUUCAGAUGAACAACGGAGGCCUCAAAGGCAAUUCUGUCGGCGCAGCGUACUUCAUCACGAACGAAGCUGACAGGAACUUUGUUGUAUCUGCCGACAUCGGUUCGGAUGGCAAACUGACCCUUGCUAGGGCCACCAGUGCGGGUGGCCGCGGUCAGCACGGCAACACCGACCCUAACGGCCCAGACGGUUUAUUCUCGCAAGCCUCCAUCAAAGCUUCCCAGACCGGCAAAAUCCUUGCCACGGUUAACCCUGGUUCCGACACCGCUGCAGUGUUCGCCAUCAACCCGCAGAACCCAUCAGAGAUCCAGAUGAUUGGAGAACCCGUGUCCACGGAGGGCGAGUUCCCUAUGUCGUUGGCCAUCAACAAGAACGGCGACAAAGUUUGCGUCCUGAACGGAGGCCAAGUGGAUGGUGUCAACUGCUACAAGGUCGACCAGAAACUCGGCUUGAUUACGAUCCCGGGCACGCUCCGCCCCCUCGGCAUCAACCAGACCACGCCCGCUACUGGCCCCGCCGGCACGGCGUCCCAGCUGCUUUUCAGCGAGGACGAAAAGUCGCUUAUCGCCUCGGUGAAGGGCACCCCUCCCCAGCCCGGUUUCCUUGCCGUCUGGUCCGUCGCUGACGAUGACACCCUCUCCGCCGACUUCACCAAGGUCGCGCCCGCCUCGGGCGGCCUCCUCCCCUUCUCGAUGACCGUCAUCCCGGGCAAGAACGCGAUCCUCGCCACCGACGCUGGUCUCGGCUUCGACGUCUUCGACUUCUCCGGCGUCCAGUCCGGCGGAAACUCGCAGCAGGCUGUCGCUGCGAGCGGGAAGAGUAGCGCGGUGCCCAUCUCCGGCCAGGUCGCCACCUGCUGGAGCAGCCUUAGCGAGAAGACGGGCAACUUCUACCUGACCGACAUCGGCACCGCGACGGUGACCGAGGUCAACCUCGACCAGAACCUGAAAGGCACGAUCGUCAAGCAGUACCCCCAAAUUGCGGGUUCUGGCACGAUCGAUAACGCCAUCGCCACUGUUAACGGCAAGGACUUCCUGUACGUGCUCGGCGCGAACGCCACGCAGAUCGAUGUUCUCUCGCUCGAUGCGCCAGGCCAGGCCACUGGCAUUCAGACCUUGGACAUUGCUGGCCCAGCCAAGUCCGCUGGCCUGACCGUCAACGGGUUUAACUUGCAGGGCAUGACCACCUUCGUCAAGAACUGA